UCAUCUUUCAAAACCUAAAACCCUAAAGUUCGAAUUGAACACAAUUAACAGCAGGAGGAACUGAAAAUUUCUGUUAAUUUGAAGAUUAAUGGAGGGGCUGAAAGAAUGCGAGGCGAAUUUAGUUGUGUACUUACACCCGUCCAAGGCUAAGUGCGCCGGUGACGCCAUCCUCAGCGAGCUCAGCUCUUUGCUCUUCACGUAUAAUGAGACUUUUGAAGGAGUUGUACUGGCAUACGAUCCGAAUAUUUGUAGUAAUUUGGCGAAGAUUCUGCCAGGAAUUCAACCAUAUUUUGGCGUGAAAUUGAAAGCUAGGUUGUUGCUUUUCAAUCCGAAGCCCGAUAUGGUUGUAGAGGGAGAGGUUGUUAAAAUUACUCCUCAGUCAAUUCAUGCUGUGGUUCUUGGUUUUUCCUCCGCUUUUAUAGCAGAUGAAGACAUCCGUCACGAUUUCAAGCAUAAAAUUAAACGCGGAAAGGAAGUGUAUGUUAGCCGGACGCAUAAGAAACACAAGAUAAAAGUUGGAACUACUCUGCGGUUUAUUGUGAAGAGCUUUGAUGAAGAGAUACUUCACAUAUCAGGAUCUUUAGUCGCUGACCACACUGGAUGUGCUCGAUGGCUGGAUAAAAAUUUGGAUGAGUGGUCUCAAGCUGAUAGUACCAUUAAAAAGAGAAAGAGUGGGGAAGGAGAACAUGAAAAGCCAAGGAGUGACAGAUUGAUGGUGCAAAGGGAAAUAUUGUCAUUGGAAAAUGACGGGCAGGUUAAGAAAGCGAAGAAAAAGAAAAAGAACAUAGUUGAAAGUUGACGUAAAGGCACUCUUGCAUUUUGUAUACACAAGACUCUAUAGGUUCUUAAGCAUCCAGAUCAGAGGAAAAACACCCUCCCUAAGUUCGUCAGUAUCUCUUUUGUUGGAUGAGGAUAAGUUGGAGACUCGCAUCCCUUUCUGCUGACCAUAACAACACAUGAUAUGCAAUCAAAAUGAAUAUCCAGGGACAAAUGAUUGACAUUAUUUGAUGCUUCCACAUGGAAGUACAUGAUGGAGGGUGGAGGAAGUUAAUCUGUUGUCGUGUCUAUUAAAGUUUCCCUCACUAAUAUGUUGUUGCUACUUAAGUGAUAUAGUACAUUAGACUAAAGGGCUCUAGUCGAAAUCUGUAAUUGUCUAUGUAAUUAAUUAUUUUUGUUCCAGUAAAUGCUGCAUAAAGAGAUACUUCUAUUUUCAAUAUCUCAUUAUACCCUUUA
Sesamum indicum (sesame) is the source of this 1233-nucleotide messenger RNA. RefSeq names its product DNA-directed RNA polymerase. The record is from RefSeq and is a predicted model, not a curated record. Gene Ontology annotation, biological process: transcription elongation by RNA polymerase I; DNA-templated transcription initiation. Gene Ontology annotation, cellular component: RNA polymerase I complex. NCBI's taxonomy places the organism in Eukaryota, Viridiplantae, Streptophyta, Magnoliopsida, Lamiales, Pedaliaceae.